CAGGCUGGACGCGGAAGACGCCUUGCCACUGGCGCCAUCAUCGGCAUUGCUAUUGCCGGCUUUAUCUUUAUUGCUUUCUGGGUCCUAUGCUGCUACUGCUGCUGCUUCCGAAACAAACGUAAGCAGCGCGGUCGUCAACCGCAUCCAGUCGGCGGCGGAGGUGGAGGCAUGUUCUCUCGCUUCGGUCGCCAGCGCCGCGGCGGUCCGGCAAUGAUGGAGUCCGGCUACGGACACGGGCCAGGUUACGGGCAUGGUCAUCAAGGUCACCACGGCGUGGCGAGACCAGCACCAACACACGGUUACAGAUAA
Messenger RNA from Colletotrichum paranaense, 309 nucleotides. RefSeq lists its product as uncharacterized. The record is from RefSeq and is a predicted model, not a curated record. NCBI's taxonomy places the organism in Eukaryota, Fungi, Ascomycota, Sordariomycetes, Glomerellales, Glomerellaceae. The transcript has a single exon. The annotation marks the transcript as partial.